This is a messenger RNA of Populus nigra (black poplar), 3801 nucleotides long. Its product is annotated as disease resistance protein RPV1-like. Gene Ontology annotation, biological process: defense response; signal transduction. The transcript is spliced from 5 exons. Bases 219 to 3611 code for a protein of 1130 amino acids. NCBI's taxonomy places the organism in Eukaryota, Viridiplantae, Streptophyta, Magnoliopsida, Malpighiales, Salicaceae. Gene Ontology annotation, molecular function: ADP binding; protein binding. The record is from RefSeq and is a predicted model, not a curated record.
UUGUACAUGGGAAUUUCCAGGAAGUCAACGAUGUGCACCCUCUGUACAUGAGAAAAUAUUUGGAUUUGAAACCCCCAUUAUUACAAUUAUACAUGUGCCUAAGCUACUGAUUCAAAAUCAGCAUCUUUUUUCCUUGAGUUACUUCCGUUCUCUCCCUACAGACUUACCCUGCCACAAGAGUCUCACUCUUGUUUCUUCGACUGUUUCUCCACAAAACAAUGGCGAUGUUUUUCUUGUUUCAUUCUAUCUUUUUGUUUGUUUAUAUCUGGAGAUUCAUCAUACGAAGCCGUCAUAUUUCUCCAUCCCCAUCUACUCCUUCCACCUUAACCACCGCCCAGCCACAAGUAAUUAAAUAUGAUGUCUUUCUUAGUUUCAGGGGAGAAGACACUCGUUCUGAUUUUACCAGCCACCUCUAUGCUGCUUUGAACCGGAAACAAAUCAUAACUUUCAUAGACUAUCAGCUUGUGAGAGGAGAUGAGAUUUCGGCAUCACUUCUGAGAACAAUUGAAGAGGCCAAGCUUUCUGUGAUUGUUUUUUCUGAAAACUAUGCAUCUUCCAAAUGGUGCUUGGAGGAGCUUGCAAAGAUUUUUGAACGUAGAAAAAAUAAUGGACAGAUAGUUAUUCCGGUAUUCUACCAGGUGGAUCCAUCCCAUGUAAGAAAUCAAACAGGGAGGUUUGGGGAUGGAUUUGCUAGACUUAUAAAGAAGAAAGCUUUGACGAUGGACAAAGAGCAGAGCUUCAGAGACGCUUUGACGGAUGCAGCCAAUCUAUCUGGAUGGAGCUUAGGGAAGUCUGAGCUGGAGUCUGAAUUUAUUAAGAAUAUCGUUGGAGAUGUUUUGAAAAAAUUGCAUGCCAUGUCUUCAAGUCACACUACGACUGGUCUAUUUGGAAUUGAUGUUCGUGUUAGCAAAGUUGAGUCUUUGUUAAAUAUAGAAUCUUCAGAUGUUCUCAUUGUAGGGAUAUGGGGAAUGGGUGGUAUCGGUAAAACAACGAUUGCUGAAGCUGUUUGCAGCAAGGUUCGUUCUCGAUUUCAAGAAAUAUUUUUUGAAAACUUUAGGCAACAAUCUGAUUUGCGAAGAAGCUUUCUUUCAUGGUUGCUUGGCCAAGAAACUCCGAACACUAUGGGAUUCUUGAGUUUUCGAGAUUCUUUUGUGAGGGAGAGACUUCGUCGCAUAAAGGUUUUUAUUGUUCUGGAUGAUGUGGAUGAUUUAAUUCGUUUUGAAGAAUGCAAAAAUUUGCUUGAUGGACGAAAUAGUUCAUUUGGUCCGGGCAGUAAAGUUCUCAUAACAAGUAGGGACAAGCAGGUGCUUAGCAAUGUAGUUGAUGAGACAUAUGAGGUUGAGCGGUUAAAUGAUGAAGAAGCUAUUCAACUCUUUAGCUCGAAAGCAUUGAAGAAUUGCAUCCCCACAAUUGAUCAAAGACGCUUGAUAAAAAAGAUUGUAAGGCAUGUACAAGGCAAUCCGUUGGCUCUUAUAGUUUUGGGUUCCUCUCUCUAUGGUAAAACCAUCGAAGAAUGGCGCAGUGCAUUGAAUAAACUAGCUCAGCACCCUCGAAUUGAAAUGGCGUUGAAAAUUAGUUACGAUGGGUUGGAUUCAGAACAAAAAUCCAUAUUUCUUGACAUAGCACAUUUCUUCAUAGGAUGGGAGCCAUACGAAGUAACAAGAAUAUUAGAUUGCUUAUAUGGUCGGUCUGUGAAGUUCGAUAUAAGCACGCUCAUUGAUAAGUGUCUCAUAACUAUUUCUCAGUUCAGACUAGAAAUGCAUGAUUUACUAUAUGAAAUGGCAGUUAACAUUGUUCGUGCAGAAUCUGAUUUUCCUGGCGAACGUAGCAGGUUAUGUCAUCCUCCUGAUGUCGUUCAAGUAUUGGAGGAAAAUAAGGGAACUCAAUUAAAAGUUAAAGGCAUAUCUUUGGACUGGUUCUGGACAGAUGUACACUUGAAAUCUGAUGCCUUCGCAAUGAUGGAUGGUCUUAGAUUUCUGUGUCUCUCUCGCACCGCAGCUACAAUGCACCUUCCUCCUACUGGCUUCGAAUAUCUUCCUAAUAAACUGAGCUAUUUGCAAUGGAAUGGAUUCCCUUGGAAAUCCUUGCCGCCAUCUUUUCGUGCUGAACACCUUGUCGAGCUUCACCUACGCAAAAGCAAGCUUGAAAAACUUUGGACCGGAGUAAAGGAUGUUGGAAAUUUAAGAAUAAUUGACCUAUCUGACUCUCCAUAUUUGACGGAAUUGCCAGAUCUAUCAAUGGCCAAAAAUUUAGUGUCCUUAACACUUAUGGACUGUCCAAGUUUAACCGAGGUUCCGUCAUCUCUUCAAUAUCUUGACAAGCUGGAAAAAAUUUAUCUCAUUCUUUGCCAUAAUCUUAGAAGUUUUCCGAUGCUUGAUUCAAAGGUUCUCAGGUCCCUUUCUAUAAGUCGGUGCCUAAAUGUGACCACGUGUCCAACGAUUUCACAAAAUAUGGGAUACUUACGGUUGGAACAAACUUCAAUCAAAGAAGUUCCACAAUCAGUUACUGGCCGGUUGGAACGUCUUUGUCUAAGUGGCUGCUCAAAGAUGACCAAGUUUCCGGAGAAUUUAGAGGAUAUCAGACAAUUAAAACUAGAGGGAACUGCUAUUAAAGAGGUGCCCUCAUCAAUCCAGUUUCUCACAAGACUCCGUUAUUUGGAUAUGAGUGGUUGCUCAAAACUUGAGAGCUUCCCAGAAAUCACAGUGCCUAUGAAAUCUUUGGAGCAUCUUAGCUUGAGGAAGACAGGCAUUAAAGAGAUACCCUCAUCAUCAUUUAAGCAUAUGAUAUCCUUGAGGACUCUAUGUUUAGGUGGAACGCCUAUCAAAGAGCUACCCUUGUCAAUCAAAGAUAUGGUGUGUUUGGAAUAUCUGUAUUUGCAUGGAACGCCUAUCAAAGAGCUACCCUUGUCAAUCAAAGAUAUGGUAUCUUUGCGACAUCUGACUUUCCAUGGAACGGCUAUUAAAGCGUUACCUGAGCUUCCCUCUUCGCUGAGAUUACAUUUUAGAAGGAAUUUUACAAAUUGCUUCCAAUUGGAUCAGAAACAACUGAUAGAGGCAAUGCAUUUGGAAAUUCAGUCCGGAGAGGAGAUCCCACAUGGCAGAAUUCAAAUGGUUCUACCAGGGAGUGAAAUUCCGGAAUGGUUCGGAGACAAAGGAAUUGGAUCUUCACUCACCAUACAGUUGCCCUCAAACUGUCAUCAGCUCAAGGGAAUUGCUUUCUGCCUUGUCUUUCUACUCCCUCCUCCCUCCCAGGACAUGCCUUAUGAAGUCGAUGAUCCUAAUGUUCAUUUAAAUCUUGAUUACCAUGUUAAGAGUAAAAACAGUGAGCAUGAUGGUGAUGAUGAAGUCGUCUUAGAUUCCCAGAAAAGCCUUCUAUUACGUUGGUUGACUCCAUGUGACUCAGAUCACAUGAUUCUACACUACCAGCUCGAAUUGGUAAAUCAUUUACGUAAAUAUUCCGGCAAUGAAGUUACUUUUAAAUUCUACUGGGGAGGGAUGGAAGAUCAUGAGAGCCGAAGGCCUUUCGAGUUGAAAAGCUGUGGGGUGUAUCUGCACUUUGAUGAAAAUCUACGGGCGGACAAAAAGUUCAAAAGAAAAUUUUGGGAGAUAUAAAAGAAAUUGAAAGGGAGAAAUAAAAGUUCAGAAGAAAAUAAAUUGAGGGAGAAAUAAAAGAGACUGAAAGGGAGAGAGAGUUCUGUAAUUACUGCAAAUUGAUCUUUCAAUUAUUACUUGGUUUUCAAGAUAGCUGUAAAUAUUGUUAUUCCCUUGCAACUGACUAACGAACCAACUCUCUGUUAUUCAA